Tigriopus californicus is the source of this 1012-nucleotide messenger RNA. RefSeq names its product large ribosomal subunit protein mL49-like (gene mRpL49). Gene Ontology annotation, cellular component: ribosome; mitochondrial large ribosomal subunit. The transcript is spliced from 2 exons. Bases 268 to 942 code for a protein of 224 amino acids. The record is from RefSeq and is a predicted model, not a curated record. Gene Ontology annotation, molecular function: structural constituent of ribosome. Gene Ontology annotation, biological process: translation. NCBI's taxonomy places the organism in Eukaryota, Metazoa, Arthropoda, Copepoda, Harpacticoida, Harpacticidae.
UGAACACGAACAUCCCUUGUUCUGCCCAUGUAGGCGUUUGGAGCGACAUCUGGCGAAUUGUAAGCCAAAACACCCCUUGAUCAAACCUUCCAUUCAAAACAAUGCCACGUUUUUGUAAUCACGCAACUAAAGGACCAAUAUCAGACUCCAAAAGUCCGUUUGACUGAAUCCAUGUAAACAAACGAAACUUUAUAUAUAUAUACUCUGUAGAAUCUAAGUGUGUUCUUUCUUGCUGUUUCCCCAUCAAUCUCGCCCAAAUCUAGCAUCAUGUCCAUCCACCGUCUGACCCGGAGUGGGCGAGGCCUCUCUCAAGCUUGGCUCGCUCAUCAUCAUCAUCAUCCACGGUCUCAUCUGUCCACUUCGACAGUGUGGCAUCAGAAGUCCGUGGAUCAAGACACAUUGACCCACAAAGGCACGGAGCAUAUAUCCUUUGACCCGAAGUUCAUUCGCCAGGAGCCCGCGGACGAACGCACCCAUUUCCAAGACUAUCUCGAAACAUUUGGCGAGCUCCGAUUUGGUCGACCCCAGGAGGCAGCUCCGGACCGCGAUUAUGUCAUCUCGGAGGACCCCCAGGAAUGGCAAUUCGUCAACCGACUCUUCCCCAUGAGCACGGUGCCCGAGGUGCCGGAUUUGCCCGAAUAUCCAUCAGGCUUUGUAAAGCCCACGGCACAACCCGGCGAUUAUCGGUACCACGUUUAUCGAACGGUCAAGCACAUGCUUCCCGUUUACAUACAUCACAACAUAAAGAGCCAAGUCAUGCGCACCAAGGUGGCCCGUGUGGAUGGGGAUUUGUUUGCUCUUCGGGAUGAUUUAAAGAAGUUUCUCUUCGAGCGAUAUCAAAUGGACUUCAUAUCUCAAGUGGGCGAAGUCUACGGCAAGGUCAUCUUUCGAGGGGAUUUUGAACAAGAUUUCAAGGAGUUCCUCAUCGCCAAAGGCUUUUAGAUCUCUCCCAUGGUUAACUUUUGUUUGUGCAAGUAAAUAAUUGAAUGAACAACGGUGACUUUCUGAUUGA